UAGACCCAUGGUUCCCGAAAAAGUAUCUACGUUCCUGGAUAACGAAGAGAAGGGAGUGUGGCGCGUGGGUCGGAACUACUUUUCGCAGUGGAGGUGAGCGUGCGUGUUCGUGACGCGGUCGAGGGCUCGCAAGAGAGAAAUGAAAUCUGAAAUGGUAAUGCCGCGCUAUGACCCGAAAAAAUAAAUGUUUCUCUUGGUCUGUGAGUGAAUAAUCGUCGAUUCGCCGAGCGGAAUGGAGGCCGGCGUGUCCAGGAACGAGGCCGCGAUAGCACCAGAGCUGUACUUCCUGAUCGCGAAAUUCCUGGCGGCCGGGCCCUGUCGAGAGAUCGCAACUACGCUCAAGCGCGAAUUAGAGCGGGCUAAGAUUUUGCCCCAGAGGGUUGAUUGGGAGGGAAAUACCCAUAAUCAGACAUUUGAAGAAUUGGAAAGAAAGUAUCCUCACCUGGGAGAAAAUCAUUUAUUGCAAAUAUGUGCACGUAUUGGACCUGUAUUAGAAAAAGAAGUACCACCAUGUGUACCUGGGGCUAUUUCCUUACUUGGGGCAGGCAGGCAGUCCUUACUGCGUACACACGCAGAUUUAUUACAUCAAAUACGUGGAGUCAUGGCAUACUCUGGAAGGCUGGGAGGAAAGCCUUUCCUCCAUCUUCCAUCCAGUACGUUAACUCACAAUAUUGUCCGUGUACUCCAGGGAAGAGAGAAUUCAGGUCCCCUCAGUCGACACGAGGCAAUUCAAACAAAGUUUUACAGCAAAAUGCAAUUAUAUCGACAUACGCUGGGUCAUUUGUCUGCAGUAUAUUGUGUUUUAUACGAUCGAACUGGCAAAUACGUCAUAACCGGUGCUGACGAUCUACUGGUUAAAGUAUGGAGUACCAUAGAUGGACGUUUGUUAGCUACAUUCAGGGGUGCAUCUGCUGAGAUCAUGGAUAUUGCAGUGAAUUUCGAUAACACUCUCUUAGCUGCAGGAAGUUUAGAUCGAAUAUUGAGAGUCUGGUGUUUUCAAACAAUGUCUCCUGUGGCUGUUCUCUCUGGACAUUCCGGUAUGAUCACUUCCGUAAACUUUUGUCCUAUUUCUUGUAAUGGCGUGAAUUAUCUGGUAUCCACAAGUACUGAUGGUUCAGUAGCAUUUUGGCCUCAUACUAAGAAACCUAAUGAGAGGGCUGUUUUUCAGACAAAACCCAUUCAGUAUCAUGAAAAAAUGAGGCCUGGUCAGGCGCAAAUGAUCUGUGCAUCGUUUAGUCCUGGUGGUGCUUUCAUGGCUGCUGGAUCUGCAGAUCAUCACGUGCGAGUUUACGCAAUGUUGGGUGAUGAAGGUCCGCGUCGGGUUUUAGAAGUCGAAUCACAUUCCGAUACUGUUGAUAGCAUUCAGUGGGCACAUAGCGGUCUUAAGUUUAUAUCAGGUUCUAAGGAUGGUACUGCAAAUGUCUGGCAUUUUGAACAACAGCAAUGGAUGCAUAAGCGUCUCUUAAUGACUACAAAACUACCUGGUGAGCCAGAAGGUGACGAUGAUUCAAAUAAAAAAGCAAAGGUUACAAUGGUUAGUUGGGAUGUCAGUGAUGAGUGGGUUAUCACAGCAGUGAAUGACAGCUCACUGAAAGUGUGGAAUGCUAAAACUGGAGAACUGGUUAAAGUUUUACGAGGCCAUAAGGAUGAAGUGUUUGUCCUGGAAUCUCAUCCGAUGGAUCCUCGAGUCAUAUUGAGUGCUGGGCACGAUGGACAGCUUAUUAUUUGGGAUGUGUUGAACACAGAGCCUAUAGCUUGUUUCCAGAAUUUUAUCGAGGGUCAAGGCAAUGGUGCUGUAUUCGAUGCUAAAUGGUCACCAGACGGUACGAUGUUAGCGGCAACUGAUUCUCAUGGCCACUUACUGAUGUAUGGAUUUGGAUCUGGCAUUGAAAGACUGAAAAUUGUUCCAAAGGAGUUGUUCUUCCAUACAGAUUAUAGACCGUUAAUCAGGGACAGCAAUCAUUACGUUCUGGAUGAACAGACGCAAACAGCUCCACAUUUAAUGCCACCGCCGUUCCUCGUUGACGUAGACGGCAAUCCUUAUCCUCCAGCAUUACAGCGUUUAGUUCCGGGUAGAGAGAACUGUAGAGGAGAACAGUUAGUUCCAAAUAUUGCUGUUGGUGCCGGAGGAAUGCAAGAAGUAAUAGAGGGCCUGCCAGUACCGGAGCCACGAUCAAACAUAGACAGAUUGAUCGAGGCUUUAGCACAGAGACAGAAUAUUAAUGCUGAGGGUGAAGUUGCUGGAGAUGAACGCGAAGAUAAUCAGGGAGAUCUACCUGUUCGUCAAAUAGCUAGUCCUCGUGGCAGUAGACCAGGUUUACGAAGAGCUGGCGAUGUUGAAGGUGUUAGACAGAGCAGUGGCAACUGGCAAAGAGAUAAUACAACACCUUGGAAUAAACCUAUACUAGCGAAACCUGUAAAUCCUGCAAUACGCGAGACUCACUUCAGACAACUUGUUCAAUUUUUCAGCAACGCAAUGGCAGAGAUGGAGUUAGAGAAUUGGAGACGUGAAAUGCGACGAAGACCACAGCCUAUCUCAAAUGCUAUAGCUGCUCCAGGAGGAAUUGGAGGACGUCUUGCUAAUCGUAAACGAAACAGAGGUACUCGCCAUGGUUAUAGAACUAGGGCUACCAGAGGCGAAGAACAAGAAGACGACGAAUACGACAAUGUGGAUAAUGUGGGAACAAGUGCAAGCUCAGCAAGCAGUAAUAGCAAUGACUCCACUGCCCAUGAGGAAGAUCUGUGUUCGGACAGUUCAACCUCUGACUCUAGUAGCGAAUAUUCUGAUUGGAUUGCGGAUCAUGGAUUAAAUUUGGAACCGCCUAAGAGAAGUAAACGGAAACCUGUUAAAAAAAGAUCGGUGACACCACCUAGCGAUACCGAUCGUAGGCGAAGUCAACGACCUAGAAAAAAGAUAUUGACAGUUCCAAAUGGCGUGCACGAAGUUCCUGAAGCGUUUCGGCCAUCAGAAUGGCUUACAGAAGUUAUACCUCGUAAAGCGCCAUACUAUCCGCAAAUGGGGGACGAGAUAGUGUACUUUCGACAGGGUCAUCAAUUUUAUUUAGACGCAGUUAGAAAUAAACAAGUCUAUGAACUUGGUCCUCGAUGCGAGCCAUGGUCCAAAGUGAAUAUAGGACCACAGGAAUUCGUGAAAGUCGUAGGUAUUAAGUAUGAAAUACGUCCUCCGCGACUCUGUUGCCUUAAAUUAGCUGUGAUGGAUGAAGACGGUCGUUUAACUGGAGAUAAUUUUACAAUAAAAUAUCACGACAUGGCAGACGUACUGGAUUUUCUCGUUUUACGACAAACAUUCGAAACGGCAUUGGCACGCAGUUGGUCGGAGGGCGAUAGAUUUCGAUGUAUGAUAGAUGACGGCUGGUGGAUGGGACAGAUUCAGUCGAUGGAACCCCUGGACGAGAAUUUUCCUGAGUCCUUCUUUAUGUGCUUUCGCGUAAGAUGGGAUAACGGUGAAUUUGAAAGAAUGAGUCCUUGGGAUCUCGAGCCUAUUGACGAAGACAGAUCUGGUACAGGACUACCGGCAGAAGUUGGCGGAGCAGUUCCUGUACUGCCCGAAGAGAUACAGGCGACGUUAUAUCAACCGCAGACAGAGGAAUGGCCGAUGGGUGACAGGGAAGCAACAUGUCGUAGGAUUAUUCGCGGUUUGGAUCAAGUUAUGAGUCUGGCUAUAGCAGAGCCAUUCGUGGCUCCUGUUGAUCUCAAUAUCUAUCCCACUUAUGCGUUUGUUGUGGAAUAUCCUAUUGACUUGUCGACCAUCAAAGCUCGGUUUGAGAACCAUUUUUAUCGAAGGAUUACAUCAGCUCAAUUUGAUGUCAGAUACUUGGCGACUAAUGCUGAACAGUUUAAUGAGCCGCAUAGUCAAAUCGUUAAACAAGCCAGGAUAGUUACGGACUUAUGCCUACGUAUUAUUAAAGAAACUAUAGAGAUUGACGUUCCGGCCGUUUAUCACCAGCUGGUAGAUACGUAUCAUUCUUCUGAUACGGAUGGAGAUGCUGAAGAUGACAAAGACAGACCGUCCACGAGUACGCAAAAACCGACAUCAAGUAGAAACUUACGUUCACAGGAAAUUUCGCAGGAUUGGAAACUAGCCUGCCGGCAAUUAUUAGAGAGUCUAUGGCAGUGUGAAGAUUCUAUACCUUUCAGAGAGCCUGUGGAUAGAUUAGAGCAUCCAGAUUAUUAUCAAAUAAUUGAUACACCGAUGGAUAUGCGCACCGUCAAGGAAGAUCUUUUGGGAGGAAAUUAUGAAACUCCAUUAGAAUUUGCCAAAGACAUGAAGUUGAUAUUUACCAAUAGCAAAAAUUACAAUACCAAUAAGCGUUCGAGGACACAAAUUCUGAUAUACUCCAUGACAAUAAGGUUGUCAGCUAUGUUCGAGGAACAUAUACGAAGGAUAAUUAGCAAUUGGAAAUCUGCGAGACGGCGUAUCGAGAAUGCUAGUAGAAACAAAGGAAGAGCAAAGGGUAAAGCACAGAAAGGCAAAGUCCGCUUGACAAACGGAGCUGGCCCUUCGAAAGCAAAAUUAGUUAGUAGCGACGAAGAUGAGGAUGUAAAUAUUGAGAAUGACGAGGAGGAGGAGGAGGAAGAAGAAGAGGAAAAGAAUAAGACACCUGUAAAGCAAAAGAGGACAGUUCCUCAAAACUCUGAUGGUCCAGGUCCAUCAAGAAUGACAAAUGGCCACAGCAAACGAAAUGGCAGCGCAUCACGUCCCACGAUAAGACUUCGCAUUUCUCGAAAUGCAGCAGCGAAAAAGACGAAGAAAAGCGACAGUGACGGAAGUGAAUCCGAGGCAUCAAUGGAGAGUGAAAGUAGCGACAGCGCGCCUAUGCGAAGAACUAGAAGACGUAAUAAAACAAUGAGUAGUGGAGGUGGUGAUAGUGAUUCGGGAGACAGUUAUAAACCCGGAGGUCGUGGCAAACAAACCCGUAAGAAUCGGGCAAAAAAUAGUAAAGUUUCGAAACAGAACAAGUUAAAAGCAAAAUCCUUUGUAGUAGCAGACGACGAGGAAGACGAAGAUGAGGAAGAUCAAUUCCUGGAGCCUGAAACGACAGACGAGAGCGAAGAAGAGGUCGUGCAGAGGAAUUCAACCAGGUCUCGGAAGUUGGCACCGGUACAAGAAUCCGUACCGGAAACAAAGGACGAAUCGGAGGAAGAAAGAAGCAACAAUGCACAAAGUGACAGCGACGAAGAAGACGAAGCACCGCAGCAACCUUCCAACGCUUCGGAUUCGGACUCUGAUGAGGAUUCUGAUAAAGGAUUCGAGAGGACCAGGUCCCAGAGGAAGGCACGGAUGUCUAGGGACUCCAAUAGCCCAGAAGCCACGCAGCACUCCCGACGUACUGGGAAACGACCACGUUACAACGAAGAGAGUGACGAGAGUGGAACGAUGCCAGUUAGAAAUCGUCGUAGAGUUAAACGGCGCUACUAUGCUGAGGAAAGUGAUGAGAGCUUACACGAACCCGGCAUUAGUAUAAGCAGUAGAGGGCGGGUGCGCAAGAUGACAGCACGCGCACGUGCCUUUCUCCUGGAAUCACCCUAGCGGCCUUUUUCAUGCUAGUGCAGGUAAAUGUAUACUUGAGACUUCUUAAUAAGAUUUUCUAGGAAUGUCUGAAGGGAGUCGCAGAGAAGACGGUGACGGUGAAAUUUAAUUUCUUUAAACAAUUAAUUGCGAACGUUAUGCGUCGUAGGAUACGCGAUGUUUAUUCUAUGGUGUGAUUGUGUCUUUGAUUGGAUCUUUCAAGAAAUUAUUAAACACUAAUGGUCCGUUAAGUGAAGUGUCGCGUGAGUAAUUACAGAUUACAAAUUUAUGAGUAUCGUCCAUUAAGUUAAUACACAUUUAUUAAUUAACGUACUAUUUAGGAAUGUGUGAUGAAUAAUGUCAGAAGAGGAAAUGAAUCUUUUUAUCCUUGCAACUUUAACAUGUUCGUUGAAUGCUCCUGACGUUGAAAAUUCAAAGAGAUCUAAUAUCUUCUUAAUAUUAUCUUAGAAAUACUUUUAGCGCACUUUGGCGUAAAUCGCAUAACUUUUACAAGUCUUUCUAUUCGUUGUCACGCAUAGAGACACAUGAUCGCAUGGAAUAAUGGAGAUCAUCGAUAUUGCCUAAGGUAACCCGAAUGAGGGGUUUGAGGCGUGAAAAAUCCAAGCAUCGCGCAGAGUAAACAAUUCUGGAAAAACAUUGCCAUUGAGACCUCCGUCGCUUUGCUUAACUCUGCCAAAACGCAAGUGGAAUAAAUAACCAUUGUCUUUUUAAGCAGCUACAUACGGUAGUCAUUUAAUAUUGUAAAUACGAUUAUAAUUCAUAUUGACGUAAUCGCGACACUCGCGAAAAUCAACUUCAACGAAAUAAUUACUGUAAAUGGAAUCAGCAGAAUGAUAACGUUGCAAUUUUUUAACGGAGUUACUACUGAAAAUAAUUCGUACACCGUUUCUCGUCAUAUGGACAUUGCAGAUGAAAUUGCUAUAUGAACUUUAAUGCAACGAUGCUUACAUGAAUUCGUGAAGAACUUUAGCAAAAAAAAGUGAUAUCUCAUCAACCACUGCGUAACGACGACCUCUGUGUCUGUAAUGACACCACUUGAAAUAUUGAGCAUUAAUGUAAAUUAUACAUUUCGUACCAGGUACUUAUCUGUAAAAUAGAAUUAAUUUCCUUUUGUAAUACAAGAUAGAUGAUAGUAAAGUUAGGUGUGCGGCUGGCAAGGCGAAAACAGACGAGGGGCAGUGUCUUUACGCAUUGUAAUUAUUGAUUUAAAAGAACACUGCCACGAGCGUAUAGUAGGAGACAAAAAGUGACGAGUAAAAAAAAGUUCUGAUGAAACAAUUUGAAUAAAUAGAAAAUGUGUUGCUAAUAAUUAGUUUAUUGUAACUGUUAAGUCAUUUGAUACGUCUACGUUAGGCGGGAAAUGUUUCAAUAAGUUAGGAGAUAAACAGCAUAACAUGUAAAUGCUGCAAUGUAAAUUUUACGGAGAAUCUGAUAACAUUUAUGUUUAAGACCAAUGGCGGGCAGGACUGUUCGCCUUCUGGAAUCCAUACUUGUUCUCAUGGACACGAUAUAACUGCUGACGAAUUGUUAUUUUCUUCAAUUUCCUUCAAUCUUUUUAGCAAAUUCAAAGUACCUCUACAAUCCAAAAUGCGUGAAUAAAAGGAAAUAUAUAAUAAUGCAAGCAUACAGAAUAGUAUCAAUUAUGAUGAAUGGGCGAAUUGUUUGAUCUUAUUUUGCUAUUUCUUAUGUGUAUAGGACAAGCGUAUGUAACAUAGAUCUACUUGCAUUAUAUAUUUAAUGUAUAAAAUUUAUGGAUUGAAGUUUAAAUCAAGAAGAAAAAAAAAAUAUGGAUUACGAAAAUAAUGUUUGUGCACAACUAUUGGAAGUCUUGACUGUCUCAAGCCAUUGUGAUAUUAGCUUAAGAAUAUCGGAUAUAUGAUAAUGAUAAUAUAAAUAUUGAUAACUAGGGCUACGAUGGUUAUUUUUUUAACAAGGCAUUAACUGAAAGGGGCAGCAUAUCACGUAGACUCCGGUAGCUCAGACGUCGUUCAACUGAGACUGUUAUCAUUUUAUAAUACCGCUACCUUUGUCUAUUAUGAUUGUGUUUAAGCGACAAUUAACGUAGGGUCUAAUAUGGUGAACUACUUAUUUCUUGAUUUAAUGUAAUUUUCCGUAUAUAAGUCUCUUCAAUGAUUUAAUUAGACGAGUUAGUGACAUUCAUUAAUAAUAAUAAUUAUUAUUAUAAUUUGGACUAGCGCACGUUUCCACGGUGGUUCUAACGUUGACAACACAACCAGCGUGUUUUGUUUAUGUACAGUAUAGUUUUGCGUCCCACCGCUACUAAUAAAAACUUACGAUACCGUUUGAUAACGAUAACCUGUAUCAGUUAUCUCACCACUAAAUUCUCAUUCGUUUUGCAAACAAUCCAAGGAAAUCGAGCGAUUUCAUUAUUCAAAUUGUUGAAAAAUUGUUGCACCGCCCAUUCUUCACCCCCUAUUCUCUUUUAUGAUAAUUUAAUACUGACGCAGUAUAAUUUAUUUUUUAUUAUUAUAUCAUCACUUCCGCCAUUAGGUCCAAUUAUGGCGAAAUCUGGAUAACACAUAAAAACAACCUACCUCUUCUAAUGUUAGACAAACUAGUUGCUGCUGUAAUAAAAUAUUUGAUGAUUACCCAAAUAGAAUAACAAAUGGAUGUCACAUCUUUUUCUCAACACUUGGUUCCGUUUAGAGUACGAGUUUUUAUUGGGGAGCUUGAGAGUAAAAAGAGGCCGCCUCAAGCGUAAGAGCCUCUUAAUCAUUUUAGUGGUGUAUUCAUUACUUUUUUUUUCAAUGAUAUGAACUUCAGUCAAAUUCCAAGCGAAUGUCAAGUAUAAUAAACUCUAGUUAAAAUUAAAGAAGAAGGCAUCGUCCACUAUAUGUUUUAUGUAAUAGUCCUCUCAUCGUACCGAUUACAUGUUUUACAUGAGUUUCUGCAUAAUACAUCCACUUAAAAACAUACUUAAAGUAACUUCUCUUUUGGUAUCUCUUUCAUUGUACUCUUCUUCUGUUUAUAAAUGAUUAAUCAUUGAUCAUCGCAAUAACGCAAGUUUGCGACUUUAUUUCCCAGUAAAUAAGCAACUUAAAUUAGAUUAGGUCUUUCAUUAUUCAUUCAUACAAAUGAUUCUCUUGCUCUUUCUCAUAAAAUAAUUUGAAUCGAAUAAUCAUGAUUUGCAAAUCGCUCGUAUUACCUGAUAACAGAUGAAGUGAACUAUUAUUGCAGGGCGUUUGAUAUAACAUAUCAACAUCCACUAUUCAUCGUUUCAGUCUGUCAGUUCGGUACCACGUUGGUAUCCUUAGUUAUUCUUAUUGAUUAAUAUUAUUAUUAUAUUCCGGAUAAAGGUACGAUUGCGUAUAAUAGCGUGUACGUGUGUCUUCUUUAUUAGUCAACUUAACAAUUUGUACAAGGGUGGACCACGCGCAUUUUUAUCAUCGUCAGGAAUAACGUAACAGGAAUGUUGGUCCUUACGAGAUACAAGUUUAAUGUAUUUUCAUAA
Cephus cinctus (wheat stem sawfly) is the source of this 9023-nucleotide messenger RNA. It is a transcript of the gene BRWD3, whose product is annotated as PH-interacting protein. The coding region runs from base 233 to 5551 and encodes 1772 amino acids. Gene Ontology annotation, cellular component: nucleus. Lineage: Eukaryota; Metazoa; Arthropoda; Insecta; Hymenoptera; Cephidae. The transcript is spliced from 23 exons. The record is from RefSeq and is a predicted model, not a curated record. Gene Ontology annotation, biological process: regulation of cell shape; cytoskeleton organization; regulation of transcription by RNA polymerase II. Gene Ontology annotation, molecular function: protein binding.